CCCAUCUCUCCUUUCUGCUUCGUAACUUUUUGCAUGCAAUCUGCAGAUUAAAACUGAGGACUCUGAGGAGUCGGUCGGCUGAUGGAUGGAUAAAAAGUUACAUGGUAGUAUGACAUAGUUUUGAAACAAAUUAUUGUUUUUCACAUAAACGUUCCGUCCAUCGAGGCAAAAUGAAGUUCCACGAUACAUUAGAUAUUGAAUCUCUGGUCAACAAGAGUAAAUCCGAUCUUACUCCAGAAGAAAAAUGGAGAGUGGAGCAUCACAAGAUGCACGAGCUGCAUCGUGGACACGAAUCUAUGCACGCUGAGAUGGUUUUCAUUCUUAUAAUUACAGUUUUUGUUAGCGAAGUAAUUCUUAUCACAUGGAAAAAAAGACAUUACAAAUCUUAUCAGUUAGUAACACUGAUAGGUAUGUGGAUAAUUCCUUUAGUCUUAGCUCUGAGAAAUUACUAUUGGAGGUUUAUAUUCUUCUGGCUGGUGUUUUCAUGUAUCACUGGUUUGAUUGUAAGAAAGACUGUUGAAAAACCUAUGCAAGGCACAACACCUAGACUAGUGUAUAAAUGGUUUUAUUUGAUUUAUAAAGCGAGUUAUUUUUUGGGUCUUGUUAGUUACUUUAUACUGUUAGCAACGUUUUUUGGCUUGAAUCUUGUUUUUGAUGCCAAACCUCAAGCUUGGAUGGACUGUGGACUAUUGUUUUUAUUUUAUGGUCUGUACUUUGGUGUGUUGGGAAGAGACGUUGCUGAAUUAUGUGCUGACAAACUAGCUUCUCAUAUAGGGUAUUAUAACUCUGGAAGUAUGCCAACAAGAACUCUAGAUCCUAACGUUUGUGCAGUAUGUGGAAAUAAAUUAUUAGUUUCUGAACACGAAGAAGGUGUGAUUGAAAACACCUAUAAACUUACCUGUAAUCAUGUUUUCCACGAAUUCUGCAUUCGUGGAUGGUGUAUUGUUGGAAAAAAGCAAAUAUGUCCCUACUGCAAGGAAAAAGUUGAUCUUAAACGGAUGUUCCAUAACCCUUGGGAGAAGCCUCAUGUUUUGUACGGGCAACUUCUCGAUUGGAUUAGGUGGCUCAUAGCCUGGCAACCAGUCAUACUUUUUGUUGUUCAAGGUAUCACUUGGAGUUUAGGACUUGAGUAAGUAAUUGCUGUUGUCAUUUAAAUCAAGUUGGAGGCAAAGCUUUCGUAAUGAGUGAAAAAUCAUUGUUCCAUAGCAGAGGUACAACAGUAAAUAAUGCUAAACCGAAUCAUGUAUAAUCAUGUAAUGAACUUAAAUGAAAAGCAAAAAACUCAAGACUUUUUAUGCCACAUGUUGUCAGUCUUGUAAAUACGAUUAAACUGCGUACUGUAAACUUUUAUCUGAACUGAUCAGUGAUUUAUUAUUAUUAUUAUUAUUAUUUAUAUAUUUGUGUGAUCUAUUAUUGAAUUUCGUAUUUAUUGAAAGAAAAUGCGUUGUUAAAGGAAAUAGUUAUGUGUUUUGUGAUAUUUUAAUGACCCAUUUUAUUACACCUUACAUUUUAAUUCAACCAAGUCAUUGAUCCAUUUUACAUAUGAGAAAACAUUCCUGAUAGCAAAAAUGAAUUUUAUGAAACCGUCUUAGUAGAGCUUAAAUGAAUUUAAAUGUGUUACUAGUUAAUUAAUUUGUUAUGUUUUACUAAAUUAUUGUAGAUUUUUGUAUUAGUCAAACGCAAUUACUAUGGCACGUGAUUUUUUUCUAGUGUCCUUCAAAAUCCUAAUUCUUAUAUUAUUGAUUUGUUAAAAGUCAAUAAAUAGCUGUCAAAUAUAUAAAACAAUUUUCAAGUUUUAUUGAACAUCGUAUCAAAUUUCAAAUAUAGGUAUGGCUUCCUAAAUUUGACUUAAUUGUAUAUAUAAAAGUUCAUCCACUGAUUUCGAUACUUAUCGUUAUAAAUAGAGUACUUGUUUAACUUUUUUUUUAGUUAAAGUUUUAUUUUGGCAUUCUUUUAUGUUUCGUGUUGUGAAGUUUAACCAAAAUUUUCUCAAACUAAGUGUCAACAAAUAGCUUAAAGCACAUCUUGCGUUACUCCGGUGACAAUCUUUACACUCGUACGAGAAAUGUCAGUCUUACAAAUACGUUGGAUGAUGUACUAUUCAAGCACAAUAGGCAGUAAGAGUGCCUUAUUUAUUACCAGUACUAGCUUCGUAAGUUACAUCCAUACGGUAGUAAUAACAAAUCAUUUACGCAAGUUUAAGUUUUCUCUUCGAAAUCAGCAACGAGAAAAAAAAAUGUAUCUACAUUUUAUUUCCGUGAAAUAUGACUGUACAAGGAAAUUUUCCAUUGCAGCGUUAAUCUACAAUUAUGUAUAAGUAACUAUAUAAAAUGUUGUGCAAUUUUAUUGAAAUUGUAAAACUUUUUUCACCCUUUGCUAUACUAGUAAAUUGUAUAUACUGGUAAACUUUUUGUACUACUGUGUCAUACACAUUCACAUAUAUGGUGUGUUCACUUGCUUGAUUACGUGUAUGUAUGAAUGAAAAAUAAGUAAGAAACAAGAUAGUUUAUCUUGACGAUAGACUUGCUAGAAGAAUUACUAUUGAAUCAAUAAUUGU
This is a messenger RNA of Copidosoma floridanum, 2557 nucleotides long. Its product is annotated as E3 ubiquitin ligase Rnf121. Lineage: Eukaryota; Metazoa; Arthropoda; Insecta; Hymenoptera; Encyrtidae. Gene Ontology annotation, biological process: ERAD pathway. Gene Ontology annotation, cellular component: endoplasmic reticulum membrane; Golgi membrane. The record is from RefSeq and is a predicted model, not a curated record. Gene Ontology annotation, molecular function: metal ion binding; ubiquitin protein ligase activity.